CUCCCCUCUCCCGCACCCACGCACCCACACGCACGCGCGCGCGUCUCCCUGGCCCUCCUGCCCCGGCACUACUUCCUCCUCUCGCGGCCGCCGCCUCCCCCUCCCCCCGCUCCCGGCUCCUCGCUCCCCGCCCCCCGCGGACCCCGGCGCACGCGCGCACAGAGCACCCCGCCCGCAUCAUGGGCGACUCGGCCGUCCUCGAGCUGGCACAGUGCUUCCCCGACACGGAUCGCUCCCUCCUUGAGCGGAUCUAUGACUUCAACAAUCGCGAUGUCGGCAUGACCAAGUCCGCCCUGUCGAAGAUGCUCCGCCGUGCUUCCAACGCCCCCACGCCGGAGCCGGCCUCCGAGCCGCGGGACAGCCUCGACCUCCUGAAGCGCCUGGAGACCUUCCGCCGGAGCUCGCUCGCCGCCCUGCCCGCCACCGACGCCACGGCCACCCCCCUCCUGCCGCCGGCGCUCAUCUCCUCCGAGGGCCUCUCCUCGCUGGACAUGAUGGCCGCCGGCCGGGUGGGCGUGCAGCUGUCCGCCGCCGACCUCGGGCUGGACCCCCGCGUCCAGGGGUACUCGCCGGGCGCCGACGCCGCGCACAUCCUCACCUGCCUGCACCGGCUGCUGGUGUCGCCGCUGGCGCACUCCGUCAGCCUGGACGUCCCGUGGAAUGACACGCGCCUGAUCCUGGCCCUGACCGAGCUGCCGGCCCUGCUGGCGGCCGAGGGCGACGCCGCGCCGCCCAUCGACCCGGGCAUGCUGUCCAGCCGGCUCUUCCUCAGCCUGUCCUUCUGCCGGCGUGAUGGGUCCUUCCAUGAGCUGCCGCUCCCCUCGGAUCCGACGCAAUUUGCCCCGAUCUGCUUCUCGCUGCCCUCCAUCCGCAACCACUUCCUCCACUGCGUGCGGGUCCUGGCCAGCAUCCGCCCGGCCCGGCUGCUGCUCGGCACCUGCGUCAACGCCCUGUUCAAGGUCCAGGAGACCCAGCUCGGGCACUUCGGCCCGCUCUACUUCGAGGCGUCCAUCCAGGCCAAGCACUACUCCCCGCGCUCGCGCGUGUCCCUGAACCUUUCCUAUGAGCACCUCCACCGGAAUGCCAACCAAUACACCGAGGUGUUGCACGCGGCCGGCGACAAGCUGGACUUCCUGUCCAUCACCUCGGUCCCCAGCGACUUCGUGGCCAAUGUGGCCGAGAUCCCGGCCGACUACUACCACAUGCUGGCCAACCUGGCGUCCAGCGAGGAUGACAUGGUGCUCAACAUCGGCUGGUCCUCGGACAAUGACGCGUCGUCGCACUUCCCCGCCCGGCCGGACGCCACGGCCCAGGAUGGCUUCGAGGAGCAGGUGGCCUUCAUCUAUGCCCUGCCGCGGCUCCUCAGCGAGGCAUGCCCCAACUACACCAUGUGGUACGGUCUGCAUGAUCAGCUCCCGGAGCAGAGCGGCCUCGGGCUCUUCGUCACCCCGCCGGCCGUGGCCCAGCAGCCAUCGACGCCCGGGCUCGGGGAACUCCAGCUCCUGAAUGCCCGCCACGCCAAGCCCAUCUACCACCUGUGGGUCCUGGUCCGGGUGUCGAACGACCGGCGCCUCGACGCGCUGGAGGCCACCACCGGUGCGGCGGCCGAAUCGCCCCAGCUGGCCCCCCUGUCGCUGGUCGCCGCCGCCGCCGCCGCCGCCGCUCCGGUGCCCGGGGCCAUCCCGUCCCCCCCUCCGCCGUCGGUCGCGGUCGCCGACCCGCCGGUGGCCAGCCUGCCACCCAAGCUGUCUGGCCCGCCGCCGGCUGACUCCCAGUCGCUCUCGGAGCAGCAGGCCCAGCAGUUCCGGCUGAUGCAGGCCGGCCUCGCUGGUCCGGCCGCCACCGGGCCGGGCCUCCCUCAGGUCCCGCUGCCGCCACCGGCUUCGCCCAUGCCGCCCAAGCCCGGCGCCAUGGCCGCACCCCUGUCGCCAUCGAUUCCCUCCCCCCUGGCGCCCUCCUCCCUGCCGGACAUGGACCUCCUGCGUGAGCGCAUCCAAGCCCAGUACCUCACCCGGCAGCGGGCCGCCGAGCAGCAUGCCGCCGAGUCCGCCUCGGUGCCGGCCCAGCCGCAGGUCCCGGCGCAGCUGCACGCCCUGCCGCCGCCGGCGCAGCAGCAUUCCUUCCCCCCGCCACAGCACCUCCAGCAGCACCAGCAGCAGCAGCAGCAGCAGCAGCACCACCACCACCACCACCACCAGCACCAUCAUCAUCUUCACCAGCACCAGCACCAGCACCAGCAGCAGGUCCCCCUGCCGCCGGCACACAUGAUGCUGGCUCCGCCGCCACCGCCCGUGGCCGCCGGUGCUGGCGCGGCCCCCCCCCCGGCCAAGCUCUCCCCCCCGGCCACGCCGCCCAUGAUCUCGGUCACCAGCACCCCGAUGGUGACCACCACCCCGUCCACCAUCCUUCCCCUGCCUCCGGGGCUGGUCCCCUCGUCGGCCCCGCUGACCCCUUCGGCCCGGCACAUCCAGCAGCCGGUGGCCCUGAACGAGGUUGAGGGGUGGCUGAUCGCCCGGAUCUCGGCCUCCAUCCGCGGGUCCCUGGACCUGACCCCCAACUCCAAGAACAUCCUGCAGUAUGACCAUCACCUGUCCGGGCUGACCGGCACCGGGUCCGGCCGCCUGUGGCAGAUGCUCUCCGAGACGGGCAUGCCGGACAUCAUCUGCGCCACCAUCACCUACCAGGUGACACAGCACAUCCUCCGGAGCGGCUGCCUCCGGGGCGGGCUGCCCCUCAAUGGGGUCGAGCUCUUCGAGGCGGCCGACAUCGCCCGGGUCACCCAGCCGCUGAUCUUCCCGGUGGCCGAGCUCAUCCUCGGGCACCAGCCCACCAUGGACCGCCUGCGCCGGCGGGUCAUGAUCGACAAGAUGGUCAAGAAUGACUCGCUCUCCGGGCCGCCGAAUACCACCUCCCGGUCGCAUCGGGACCCGGCCGCGCGCGGGGUCGAUGGGACUCGCAUUUUCCACGAGAUCGCCGAGGACCAGGGCCCGCGCGCCAGCAUGGAGGACCGGCUAAUUGCCCUGCCCUAUGUGAAUGAGCUCUUCGGGCUGUCGCUGCCCCAGCGGCUGUCCUUCUAUGCGGUGCUCGAUGGCCAUGGCGGCCGGCGGGUGGCCGACUACGCCACCGAGCUCCUGCCGGUCCACAUCUUCCGGUCGCCGGUGCUCGGCGAGAGCCUGGAGCAGGCCAUCCGCGGGGGCAUCCAUUCGACCAACGAAAAUUGGAAGGGCAAGGUGGCCCGCGAGUCGAUGGUCGUCCCGCCGAAGGCGGUCAACUCCCUGCGCGGGGCCGGGGCCACCCUGGCCGCGGCGCUGGUGGUCGACUCGGCCGAGGUCAUCGUCGCCUGGGUCGGCGACUCGCAGGUGGCCCUCUUCUCGCCGUACCAGUGCCCGGCCACGGUGGCCGCCCCGGCCGGCCUGCUGGAGGACCCCCUCCCGGCAUACACCCCGCACAUUGAGCCGCUGCAAGUGGUGGCCCCCCACCGGGCCAGCGACCCGGCCGAGCAGGAUGCCGUCGUGGCCCGCGGCGGCUUCGUGUCCAUGGUCGGCGAAACGGCCCGCGUCAAUGGGAUCCUGGCCGUGCCGCGGGCCAUCGGCGAUGUCCAGCUCCACAGUGUCAUCACCUGCGACCCGACCAUUCGCACGGUGCGCCUCGGGGCGUCCCCCUUCCGCGGGGGCGCCGGGGCCGGCUCCGCCGACGGGGGGGCCUCCGGCUCCCCCGCCUCCCCGGCCCCGGCCGCCGCCGCCGCCGGCGCCACCACCUCCACCACCCCACCCGGCACCAUGGCCGGUUCCUCCUCCUCCUCCGCCGCCGCCGCCGGCGCCGGCGCCACCUCGCGCCACCACCACCCGUCGCUGGUUUUGACCCCGCAGCAUCCGCUGCUGGGAGGCCACUCGCCGAUGGAUGACGCCGGCGAUGGGGUGCUCUCGCCGGACACGCCCCGGGCGCCGGGCGCCGGCCCGGAGCCCGAGAACCGGAUUCUCGUGGUCCUGGCCUGCGAUGGGCUCUUCGACACGCUGACCCCGGCCGAGUGUGCGCCGCUCAUCGGCGACCACCUGGGCCGGAACUUCGGCUCGGCGCAGGGCCUGGCCGUGGCGCUGACCCGCUUCGCCCGGGCCUCCGGCUCGACGGACAACGUCUCGGUGCAGGUUCUGGAGUUCAGUUGAUUCUGUGUGUGUGCGCGCGCACCAUCGCGCCAUUGCCGCUGCAGGUGCCACCACCGUGCUUUGUGCGCCCUGCCCGGCUCUCUCCCGCCCCACCGGCGUGUGUCCCCUGUCCUUGUAUCCGAUCUCCCUCCCCCCCCCCUCAUUAUGUAAUAAUACGAAACCCCUCUUCAUG
Molecule: messenger RNA, 4335 nt
Organism: Fonticula alba
Lineage: Eukaryota; Rotosphaerida; Fonticulaceae
Exons: 6
Coding region: 180-4163 (1327 amino acids)
Biological process (GO): protein dephosphorylation
Molecular function (GO): protein serine/threonine phosphatase activity
Source: RefSeq, a predicted model, not a curated record